Messenger RNA from Micromonas commoda, 2013 nucleotides. RefSeq lists its product with no specific name. The record is from RefSeq and is a predicted model, not a curated record. The coding region runs from base 1 to 1977 and encodes 658 amino acids. NCBI's taxonomy places the organism in Eukaryota, Viridiplantae, Chlorophyta, Mamiellophyceae, Mamiellales, Mamiellaceae. The transcript has a single exon.
AUGAGGCCGAUCCCAAAAAACACCAAAAAGCCGUUGGACGCAUCGAUGCCGACAUCACAACGAGACGACCGGGACCCGCCUUCGCCUCCAGCCGCAGCGAUGAGCGCCGACGGCGUCAUCACCGGCCGCAGGCCCUACCGGUUCCUCGACGAGACGUCCGCGUGGAACGGCGCCGUGCGACUCUCCGCGUUCGUCGUCCUCCCGCUCCUGUGCCUCGUGGGCGGCAUCCUCAUGAUCUCCUACGAGACGGGGUGGGCCAACCACGAGGACAGGGACUCGCGAGACAUGGCGUGGGACUACCGCGUCACCGCGCCGGGAUCCAACAACUUCCACGGCGCGUACUUCCGCAGGGCGCACUGGAACACGUUCAGGGCCAUCGAGGCCCCCGCGACGGUGUACACCGAGGUGGUGCUCGCCGCCGUGGACCGACCGACGAUGCUGGCGCUCCAUCCCACCGGCGCGUGCGAACGAACCGUGCAGGUGGCGUGCCUCGCGACCAAACCCGCGCACCGAGCCGCCUCCGCCGGGCCCCUCAACCUCGGCACAGACGACGGGUCGUGGGCGGUGGGCGACGGACGCGUCCUCACGCGGUCCUCUGGGGUCACCUCCCUCGCCGCCGUUAAUACCCCGGAACCGGCAGCGUACGCCACACACGCCGAACUCGCCUCGUUCUACUUGACGAGGUACGCCGAACUUCACGAGAUGCGUCAGCGCGUGUGCGUUAACUGUAACGCCGCCCCGCUGGUGUGCGCCGCCGACGCCACCGGCAAGUCGUGCUCGUGGGAUUCGACGCAGUGGGCGCAGUGGGCGCAAAACUCGUUUACUCAGCUCGGAACAACGAAGACGUGCGAGACGUCGGUGAACGUGUGCGAGCAGGUUGAAGCCGCGAUCGAGCUCGCGGCGAAAGACGAAGACGUCGCCGGUCGCAUCGCCGCGCGCGUCGUCACCGGCUCGUGGACCGCCGAUAACGUCCACACCAAACACCUCGCGAGCGCGUCGGCGCCGACGGUUCAAUUCGUCACCGCCGACCCCUCGACGAACAAGCUCGUCGCCGGCGAUACCCCCGUCGCGUGGACGCCGCUCACGGACACGUCCACGUGCGGCGCGUGCGGCUACGUCGAUCCGGCGACGGCGCUGACGUUCGCCAAGGCGACCGCCGCGGCGAACGGGGGUGCCGCGGUGAAGGGGUACCUCGUGCCGCCGGAUGCGGACGGAAAGUACCGGGGGUUGCGAGGCGGCGUCGCGAUCGGCGGCGUCUACGCGGACCUUCAGGCGACGCACGAGAUUGGCGACGAGUGGCACACGCGCCGGGGGUUCGUGCCCGCGUUUUAUGAAGCCGGGUUCUGGCCGUGGGAGCCGCAGUGCGACGGCACGAGCUCCAACGUCACCGUCGCGAUUGACCCCGCCACGUACGUGCCAAACUUUCCGGCGUUUGACGCUCGCGGCGCGCAGACGCCCUUCGUCAACGUCACCGCGCUCGGGACCUUUUCCGUCGUCGAGGCGUACGAGAGCGCGUGCGACUUUGACGGUGCCGGGGUGGGCGCGGCGGCGGCGGCGGUGACGUGCCGCGUCGCCGCGCUCUCGGGUGUCGACGUGGCCGUCGCGUACACGCCGGUGGCGGGCGAGGACCUCGGGGCUUGGCGCUUGGUCUCCGUGGCGGCGUCCUACGGCGGAAACGGGGGCGAAAACGACGUGUUCGUCGGCACCGAGGCGGCGGCGGUGGCGAAGUUCACGGGCGGGGUCACCAGGUCGGUGCGGGUGACGCUUCGGGACGCGGGAGCUCCGGAAACUUCGAGCUUUCCGCCGCUCGGGACGCCCGGUAAGAUUUACGCGGCGAUGGCGUUUUUUCUCGCCGCGCUGUUCACCGCGCCGAUACACCCGUACCUGAUGAGCUCGUACGUUAAAUACAACGUGGCGGUGAACGAGGGGAAGCCGCCGCCGGGGUGGCAGGCCAUGCGACGCUUCCGGGGCUGGUGAGCGUCUGUACCAUUUGUGAUAAUAUUAGUAAACCUU